AUGGCCGCUUUUAUGCUUUUAUUGAAUUUGAAAAAUAUUUAUAAAUAUACUUCAUAUACACAUUCGUGUAAGUAUUCUACUAUAUUUCAUUAUGAUCCUGAUCCAUCAGAAAAAUGGAUGCCAAAAAGAAGAAAAAAUGCUCAGGAUAUUGCCCUUUGGCUUACCAGAAUCAAGUCCACAACUUUCAAAGAUACUGAUAAGUUCAUUGAUAAUCGUAUAACCAAAGCUUUAUCGAGUAUGCAAGAUUUUAAUGAACCCCUUUUCAAGAAGUAUGGAGCUGAUCUUGCGGCUUCAAUAUUUGCUUUAAAAAUAGGAGGAGCUGUUCAAUUUUGGGAUCAAAAUUAUUGGUACAUUGCAAGAUACCAAAAUGCUAAAAUGCCAACCAAUAAAGAGACUGAAGAUGAAGACAAUUCUAACAAUCAAGAAUUUUUAGAAGAAAUGAAAUUUAGUGAUGAUAACAUUUUAUUGCACACACUUUUAUCUAGGUAUUCAAAGUGUUCACGUAAUUAUGAUAAUAGAUUUUAUCAAAAUAUUGAAGUAUCUGGUUGCAUUGAUUCUGAUCAAAUAAAAACUCCCAAGAUAUGUUUAAAAUCUGAUUAUACUUCAAAAGAAAGAGAAAUUUUACCAUCUAACAAAACUCAUAAACUUGAUGUUAUAAAAAAAUCAUCCACUGAUUUUACCAUUAAAAAACUUGAUUUUUCGAAUUCACGUAUCAUGUACAGAGGUUUAGAGAAUUUACAAGGACUUGAUUAUCUACUUGAAAUGAGCUUUUCUGGGUGUGCAUAUAUUGAUGACACUUGUAUUUCUAGACUUCCUAUUUUGGUAAACACCAAUUUUUUUCAGAGUUUGGAUAUAAGCAAUUGUUCUAAGAUAACAGAUAAAGGGCUUGCUACAUUACACAACCUUUCCCCUGGGAUUCAACGAAUAUUAUUAAAAAAUUUAAUUAGCAUACCAAACUCAGAUAAAGAUUUGAUCCCUGUAUUAUUGAAAAAAUGUAUGCCAGAAUGCCAAUUUAUCUUUUAA
This is a messenger RNA of Gordionus sp. m RMFG-2023, 1023 nucleotides long. RefSeq names its product distal membrane-arm assembly complex protein 2-like. The record is from RefSeq and is a predicted model, not a curated record. The transcript is spliced from 3 exons. NCBI's taxonomy places the organism in Eukaryota, Metazoa, Nematomorpha, Gordioida, Chordodea, Parachordodidae. Bases 1 to 1023 code for a protein of 340 amino acids.